Molecule: messenger RNA, 11289 nt
Organism: Bactrocera neohumeralis
Lineage: Eukaryota; Metazoa; Arthropoda; Insecta; Diptera; Tephritidae
Product: protein folded gastrulation
Exons: 3
Coding region: 1037-4549 (1170 amino acids)
Source: RefSeq, a predicted model, not a curated record
GGACUGCGCGACUUUAUGCUCUAGCUGCUAAUAUUGAUGCAUUUUCAACACAAACUCUAGCAACUGUAGUUCAGUCAAAAUCGAGAUACCGUUUCGAACGGACGAAAAACACGGCGAUCGUCGCGCAAGCGAAAUAACUUAUAAAGAUUAUUGAUAACAACAAAGAAUGAGCAUAUAUGGUGUGAAAAAAAUUAGAAUUCAUUACAAAACAGAAUACAAAAAAGCAAAAGAAAAGUAAUCAAGCUACAUUUACGUGUCUGUUUUUAAAAAGAAAUAUAUUUCAAGCUUACUUGUGUGUGUGCAACAGUCUACGAAUACAAAGUGUUUAGUGUAAAACAAAAAUAUAUAUACAUAUUAAUAAAAUCCAAUCAAGCCCAACCAAAAAACGACGAUAUGCCUAUAUAUGUAUAUCACUAAUUUAUUACAAAGUCAACGUUAACGAGUGUUAAAUAAGAGAAAUUAAAAAAUAAAUUUAGAAGAAGAAGCAGUAAAAGUUACAAGUGGAUCUGUGCAAAAGUGUAGAAGUGUUGCAAUAAAGCAGUGAGUGUUAAUCGUAAAGAUCGGCAGAUCGGCGUGAAUAUUUGAAUUUCGAAAUUUCAAGUGCGAAAUUGUGUGAAAUUUGGAAAUAGCAAGCGAUUUGUGGCUUUGUGUGCUUAAGCUAUAGCAAAACAAAGCUGAAAAUAUUGUGACCUCAAAACGAAAAAUCGGUAAGCAGCGCGAAGUCCAGAAAUAAUAACAGUUGUUGCGUCUUUUCGGCAAGAAAAUGUAUUUUUGAAGCAUUUAACUUAUUAAAGCAAACGCUGGCAGCUGUUAAAUUCCGCACAAAAAACAACAAAAUUUAUUAGCUUUAAUUGGCAGCUGAUCAAACCUAAAGAUCAAGCUACUUUCAAGAAACAACUUUAACAAGAACAACAACAACAACAUAUAAGCCGUUUCAACGAGUUUGCGACGCUGCCGCAAUAUAUGAAAUAUUUAAAUGAGCUGCAACAACAACGGCGUGCAGUUAUAGCGACACCGCAGCUAACGAACACAUGCCAUGAUCACCAGAAUACAAGCAAUAGCAAGCAGAGUAAUAACAACAACACCUACAUGUAACGGAUCUAAGUCAAGAGCAAUGCAACAUCACACGAAAACAGCAAAUUCAACGACCAUAACAACAACGACAACAAUAGCUGGUCAGAUGCAGAAACACAUGACAACAAACACGCUGGACGCUACGACGAUGAUAGCGGCAACGGCGACGAUGAGGGCAAGGCGCGCUGCAACAACAUGGCGACGUUGUAGCAUGGCCGCUUUGCAGGUGUUAGUGCUUGUGUGCGCCUUGCCACCGCCCUUGCAACCGUUGCGCUUGUCGACGCAGCGCUGGGCGGGCGCCGUCGAGGCGUUGCCGAUUACGUCGAAGCCCAUCGAGGGCACCGCUGAAAAUCUGGCCUGGCAGGAGUGGCUCAUGUUGCCAGCCGAACAGAAGCAGUUGGAGAAAUCGCGUAAAGUCACACCGAAAUCGAUAUUUUCGCUGCCGUUUCGCGACUGUCCGCCCGGCCAUCAGCUCUUCCAGUCACGCUGCAUACCAACCGUGAACAUCAAUCAGAGCGACUUGCUGACACAGCAGGUGUUGGGCUUGUUCGGCGGCAGCAAUGCGGGCGCAGCGGGAGCCGACACAGCAUACGAAAUCGAUUACGGUGACGAGGAGUACGAUUUGGGUUUGGGUGAAGGUGAACCGGUGAUGAUGUACGAAACGCCGCCGCAGCCCUUCAACGGUGGCCUUGUUGUGGGCGCAAGCAACACACAGCAACCGCCGGCGCGUGAUGAGCCGUUGAAAUUCAAUCUGUUUCAGCAAAAAUUUCCAACCAACGAUUAUGAAGCGGAUAUAAGCACUGGCGCGAUGGAGGGCAGCGGCGCCGCGCGACCAUUGACUGAAUUGCUGGCCGCGAAUGGUUCGAAAGGCGAGCGCGCUGGCGUGGCCGGCAAUGACAAUGAUGUUGGCGCAACACUUUUCAACUCAACACAGUUUUUGGAUGCGGUACAAGGAUUUUUUCAGCGCAAUGUUGCAACGGCGCAGAGCGAUAGCAAUGCAACAAUAGCCGCGGAGACCGGGAGUAAUGCCAACAUCACGGACCACAAUACGCGCGCAGUGAAUGGCAGUCAAGCGCUGGCUGAUUUGUCUGCGGCCGACAGCAAUGUGCCAGCAUUCUCAGACGGCGAUAUCGAUGCGAUUAUAUUGCCAGCCGUGGGCGCAGGCACCACUGCGAAAACGAUUGGUGGUUAUGCUGGUGGCGACCUUGAACCGCAGCGCAUAUCACUGUUCAAGGAUGACAGCAGUGUACACCUGGUUACAACGGUAAUUGCGCAGGCAGCCAGUGUUGACCGCGCAGGUGGCGCGGAGGAGGACGCAGUGGCGGGCGAUUUGGUGGCAGCGGCGCAACAACAAGAGAACAGCAUAGCGCACUUUUUACGCGCCGAUGCACUCUUGCCCUUGAGCAGUGUAGCGCCUUACAUUACCACAACAACAACAACUACGGCAACAACGCCAUAUACACAUGAUGCCGGUCAUGCACCAAAAACGUCGUCAAUGAGCGCCAAAGAUGAGCACCCACGCAGCGUGACGGCGCUAAAGGCGUCGACGGCAGCAAACGAUACCGACGCACAGGAGACGAGUUUUAUAACCACAACCGAGCCCGAGGGCACUACAAACUUUCAAAUCGACGAAACUACCGUGAUAGAGGCGCAAGAUGCUGACGCCGUGGCCGCGGAGAGUAACCUCUCGCUUUUGCAGACCAUUGCACAGCAACAACAAUUGGAGCUUGAAAAAUCGAAAGCUACGGCUGUUGAAGAUGUGCCGUCAACCACGCUGGUGACGGGCACAGUCGAAGAUGAGACGACAGUUGCUGGCGACAAGACAACAACGCAAACUGAGACAAUAAUUAACGAAACAACAACAACAACAACACUACAAAAUGCGUCCGAAGAGAGCGCAGAAACAGCAGAUACGACCGUACAACCGUUACCCAGUGCAGAUGUAGUGUCAGGCGCAACAACGACGCCGCAAGCAAACUCAGCUAGCACAUACCGGUUUCGCCACACCCCUACCGUCGCCACCGCAGCCGUUACUCCCAUCCAGUUACCUGCGCGCAGCAACGCUGCGGAUAAACAAGUCCCCAGUCUUGUCACCACAGUUGUACCGCAGACCGUGGAGAUACUUGCGGGUGAGGAGGCGACGACGCGUGUCAGCGCCGACAGCGCGCUGGUGAAUGAUGUGCCGAGGAGUGGCAACAACACCGACAAUGACGAUUUGGUGAAUGUUGUCGCCGCCAGCAUCAACAGCGACACCGAUAAUGACAGCAAUAAGUAUAAAAAUGUCGCGGCGCACAAUCACAAUCGGCCUGCGGAGGCCGCGUCAGUGACGCGCGACGUAAAUAUCGCGCAAGAAUUGCGGAUGAUUAAUGAAUUGGUGAAGGGCAAUCGACAGGCGAGCGCGACAAAAAUAGCAGCUACAAAGACAACAGAAACUGCAGCAACAGCAACAACAAUACAAAGUACAACCAUUUCAACGCCGCCAAGCGCAAAAGCGCCUGUUGAGGAGGAGCAGAAAGCCGCAAGCGCGGCAGAUUAUGAUCAGCAUGGCAGCGCGAGUGGCGCGGAAGCGGUUGAGCUGGGUGAAGACGUUGACGCGACGACUACAACAGCAGCAGAAACAGCUACACAAGUGGCUGAUGCGUCCGCAUUGAACGAGUCUUCGUUGCCUGCGGAGAGCAGUAGCGAAACCGUUGCAACAACAACAAUGCCAGAAACCGCACAAUUACUCUCGUUGACUAAAAUGGAAAGUGCAAAUCAAAGUGCCGAGUCUGCCACAGCAGAAAACGCGCCACUUAGCGAAUCGUCAAGCAAGAAGCGCGCCGGAGUCGAGACUCAUACGAGCGCAGAACCCGACUUUGAGACCGAGGCCACGGCAACAGACACAGAAUUUAUGGCCGCUACAACGCUUUGGUCGCGGAUUAUGCCCAUCUUUGGGUUUGGUGGCAGCACCGUCGUUGCAGAAGCAAAUGCACCGGCAGUAACCACGCCAACAACAACAACAACCACAACAACAGAGGUCGCGGAGCACACACCAGUCGGUAGUAUUAGUAGUAAUAGUAGCAGUAUCAGAAGUAGUAGUAAAAGUAAAAAUAGUUUAAGUGAAAAAAGUAGCAUUAUGGAGAAAAACAACAAUAACAACAAUAUAAUUAAUAACCAAAAGAGCGAUUUCGAUACGCCCAGUCGUCGGAAUAGCAAAAUUAUACGAAUCGAUCAUUUUAGUGAUAAUAGCGUAGCGGCAGCAACAGCAGCAACAACAACAAACACACUUGAAGAUACAGCAGCUACAAUAACAAAAACAACAGAUGACUUCGUCAUUGUGCCAGAAGAGCACGAACCCAUGGAGCAGUCGGCCUACUGGUGGUUGCCCGCCAAUUGGCGUCUCAAUCGCGGCACGACGACCGAAGAGCAACCGCUGCUCUUUCGCUUGUGGUCCGCCUUUCCCGAAAGCCAAAUGAAAACCAAAGUUAGAACAUAAUAAUCCCAGUUUGUUGCUUCCCACAGCAAUGUCCACUCGUAUGGCAUGUCUCGCAUGCACGUACGAAACGAAGGAGAUUGUGGGUAAGGAAAUUGGCGCAAAGUAUUGGGUUUAGUCAAAUUUUUAAAUGCUUCGGAGCUUUAAAAGCUGCCGAAAAUUGGAGUCGUGAGAAAUCGGGCCAAGCUGACAUUAAAUGGGGCGGGGUUAGUUUUUCCCAAGAGCACUCGUACAAAUUACAUACACAAACCGCUAGAUAAACAACAACAAUAACAAAGAGAUAAUUAACUUAACGCUUAGUGAAAUAGAGACCAAUGCAAUGAACGUGAAAAAAUAGAAAAAUUUUUAAUAGCUAAAUACAGUUAAACUUGUAGUAGACAAAUUUUACGAGCGCGCGCGGAGAGGGAAUAUUAGAAAAAGCAUAUGUACAUAUAUGGGAAAUAGGCAGCGCCAAAGAAUGUGCGCAGAAGUUGGGAGAUUCAUUGUAGCGCAGAAAAUGAUAAAAAGUAUGAAAGCUCAGACAAAAGCAAGCAUGGGAGUUAGUCCGCACGAAGUGUCUGAAAGCUUUGUAGGUAUGGCGGUAAAACAUUUGUUCAUUACUUAAAUUCAAAGUACAUUUGCGAACCACGCUUCUCUGGCACUCUAGCGCAAGUAAAAGUUCAAAAAGCGCUUUGGGAUGUGCCUGCGAAAAGUGUAAGCUCUAAGAUUACGUAAUUUACAGAUUGCGUGGUGUGCAACACUUUAAGUAAACGUUAAAAGCUUAUGUUUACUCAAAAUUCAUUUAAAAUCAUAAAAUUCUGUAGAAAAAUUAAAAGCUUUCAUUACAUAAUUGGCAGCUGGAGUAAUAGUGAAAGCUGCUAAAAGCGCUUCGCACUUUUUGUGUGAAAAUUUAAGCGCUUCAAAUGAUUGUUGUGCAAUGACUGGCAAAUUUUUGAACCAUCGUGGGAAAGCUUCAUUAAAAUAUGGGAGCUUUACUUAAACAUGAAAGCUCCCAUUUACAAAGUUUUAUUGUUUUUGGGAAAUGCCUCUUUAAAGUGUAGAAACACAAAUAGGCGUAGUAAAACUUUACGCAAACUAAAAGAGCUUAAAGCUACUAACGUAACAGAGCUUUCUACGCACUUUAUUCAGAUUACUAAAAGAUUUUUUAUAUGAAAAAUUAGUUUCAUCAACACCAAAGUUGCCGUUGCCGUUGCCACGCAAAUGUCGGAAUUGUGAAAUUCGCGCUAAAGUCGAGCUUGUCGGAUAAGCCUGAAAGCAGGAAUGAUAAAAGUAGUAAGCAGAAAAGGAACUACGCAAAAUAUGUAUUGCCAUUAAACAAAAACAAAAAAAAAUAUUAAAAAAAAAAUAAUUGUGCUGAUUUUCUCUUGUAUGUAUUAAAUAUUAAGCCAUUGUUGCUGUUGUUAUUGUAUUGUUUUUGUUGCUGCUGUUAUAUAGAUUUUCGUUUUACAUUACAUAUACUACAACACACACAUAUAAUAAAAUUAAUAACUCAUUAAAAAUAUCCCCUUUGUAUUUGUUGUAUUAAAUAUAAGUAACGUACAUAGUACCUAACAGUGUUAUUGUUGUUGUUGCUGCUGCUGCUGCUAUGGUUUCACGAGUAGUUAAGCUCACACAUACAAUUUUAAGUACACACAUACAACAACAACAUGCAUACAAGAACAAAAUAAAAUAUAACGGUUUUUUAUGAAACUGCACGCAUUUCGUAUGAGGUCAUUCGCCGUUUUGCCUGGCUCCGAAAUUAUUUCAGAAAAUUUCCAAAUGAUUUAAAGAUCGUAAAACACUUACGAAAACAAUAUGUGAAUCAUAUUAUGUGUUUCUGCCAUGCAAAUUUGUAUGCAAGUACUUUUAUGUGUAUGUAUUUAUAUUUAUUGAUAUUAGGGUGGUACUAAAAAAUUUUAAAUUAGUGAUAUUUUGCAAUAUCUAAUCCCUAACCUGUAAUAUUGGCGUUAUUAUAUUAACAUUUUGUUCCUAAUCGGAGGGGAUUAAGGUCGGUACACCGCAGAGGUAUCAUAGUUAACAUUUUCUCUGGAGGCCCAAAAACUUUUUUGUCAUUUAUUGGGCUGCCGAAGUGUACCACAUUUUAAUUUAAACUUACAUUACAUUAGGGUGAACUUAAAAAAUUAUAGAAAUUCACCUGAAAAUGUUUAUCAACAUAUAAGGACUACCCUAAUAUGUAUAUAAAUUUUUUCAUCUUGUAAAAGAGCUUAACGAUGUCAGCUAGGGGUGAGCUUUAAAAAUUACAGAAAUUUACGUAAACUGUUGCUUUUUGUGGAUCAAGAGACCACCCUAAUUUCUAUAACUGUAAUAAUUCAUGUUGAGAGGGGAUUAACUAAGGCAAAUAAAUGUGAAAUUUUACAAAUCACAAAAAUUUAUGUAAAAUAUUUUUUCCACAUAUACUUAAGGACCACCCUAAUUUAUUUAUUUAUUAAUUUUUCAUAAAGACUAAACGAUGUUUCGUAAGGAUGAGCUUUCAAAAAUCACAGAAAUUUACGUAAAUAGCGUUUUUUCUAGAUUUAUUGACUACUUUAAUAUGUAUAACUGUUUUUUUCUAAAAUAAGGGACCACCCUAAUUAAUAUAACUGUGAUUAUACAUAUUGUACAAGACUUUAUUGCGCAGAAUUCUCCGCAUUCCGAUUUAAAAAUAAUGUUUCACAUAUUAGAACCACCCUAAUAUGUGUUCAAUUUUGUGAAUUUCACAAUAAUCAAAGUCCAAAAACCACAAUCAAAGUCAAAAUGUCCCAAAAUCUUCCAACAUCUUUUUAAAUUGUUUCUUCCGUAUUUAAGUACGCCCCUAAUAUACAUAAGAUAGGCUUGUGCUCAUGUACCAGGCAUUUAAAAUGCCGAAAGCCAGCAUCAAUUCGCUUAUUACACAUACACCCACACCCACAGCACAUAUGUAUACUUGAUUGCCUGCGUGUAUUUCCUUGUUUUGCGUUCUUUAUCAAUAAUCGUUGCCUGCGCGACAGUGACACAAAACGGCGAAUGCCAUUGCAAUAUUUACCAAAUGUGAUGUAAUGCAAAGAAUAAGCGAAAAUUUAUUUGUGUUAAGUAAACACAUGUGUUUUUUUAAUUUUAAAUGAAAAUAAAUAAUUUUUUUAUGUAAUUAUUUAUACAAUUUACUAUGUAAGUUUGUAUGUAUUAAUUUUAAGUGAAUAUCUAUAUAUAUUAUAUACUUGUACAUUUAUCUAACUAGCAUUAUAAGAUCUAUUAUGUAUUAUAACAAUAUUCUGUGUAUAAAAAUAACUGUAAAUGUCAAGUUUUAAGCGAUAUUUCUAUAACUAAGUAGCAAACAACACAAUUAAGUCCAACAUUUAGCUUGUGCCCGAACUAUUUUUAUUUUUGUGUAAAUCUAAUAAGCCCUUAAAAUGUGUGUAUAUAUCAACUAAUAAUUCAAAAUGGCCCGAUUCAAUGGGAAAACUCGGCGUAUUUGUAUGUGUAAGAGCUACGAAAGUUGUACUAAAGUAAUAUUUAUUAAGCGGAAAUACGCAGCAUUUAAGUCAGUCCAAUAUAACUGUUAUCUAUGAAAAUAUGUGUGUAGAUUAUUUUAUUGCAUGAUACAUCACAAUUUGUUAAAAAAUAAUAAUAAUAAUGGCAAAAAAAUCAUUGCAAUUACAAUGAGAGCUUACAAACUUUAUUAAGCGAGUUUUCGAAACUUAACCGAGAGGCAAUUCCUAUAUUGAUUAGGAUUAUACCACUUCUUCUUCUUAAUUGGCGUAAACACCGCUUAGGCGAUUAUAGCCGAGUUAACAACAGCGCGCCAGUCGUUUUAUGUUAUACCACUAGGAACAUGUUUUAUGUGGCUUAGCAAGUCCAACAACCUAAAGUGAUGAUGAAUAAACUUCAAACUCAUAAACCAAAUAAAGUAAAAUUUUGAUUUAAGGCGGGAGCUUUGAAGAAACUGAAAGCGAAAAAAUAAGAAAUUAAAAUAAAAGCUUAAAUCAAAACAUACAUCAAUAUGAAAGCCUUAAAUAAUGUCGGAGCUUUAAGUGCAAGUUUAGAAGAAAGUGAAAGCUUUUCGGCUUAAUAAUGUCGGAGGUUUAAGUGAAAGCCUAGAAGAAAGUGAAAACUUCUCAGAAUUAAAAUUUAAGCUUUAAAUAAUUUCAGAGCUUUAUGUUAAAGUUGAGAAAAAAAUAAAAGCUCAAACAAUAGAGAAAACUUUAAACAUUUUUAAGGCUUUAAACAAAGUUUAACCGUACAACAAAGCAGAAGUUCAAAAUAAGGCUUUUAUGAAUGUUGCCAACAAAACGAAAAAUUUUUAAAAAUUUUAAAGCCUUGUCAAAGCCAAAAUAACAAACAUAAUAAAAGUGUUAAAAAUGGCAGAUUAAACCCAAAGCUUUUAAAAGUUGAAAAAAUUACCGAUAAAAGCUAAAACGUUUACAAGGUUGACAAAAACACUAAGAAAGUGAAAGCUUAGAUCAAAGCGCGAACAUUAAACCAAGAAAAACUGUAAAAGAAAAGUUCGAAUUUGAAAUAAGGCUAAUGUUAACAAAUGUUGGAAACAAAGUGGAAGCUUUGGAAAAACGAAAGCUUAUUUAGAGCUUUUGGUUAAAUGUAAGUUUAUGCAAAGCGAGAUCUUUAGACAACACGACAAGAUGAAAGCUUUGGUAAUGUGAAAGCUUUGAUGAAGUGAAAGCUUAUGUAGGCGAAAAUUUUUGACAAAUUUAAAUUGGGCUUUUAAACGUCAUAUGUUAAAAUGAAGCCUCAAAAAUAAAGGAAAAGCUUGACACAAAAUUAUAUACUUAAUAGAGUGAGAGCUUAAAGGAAAAUGAAAAAAAGGAAACUUGUACCAAAGUGCUUGUCUCUAAUAAGUCAACAACUCAAAGUAUAUACGAGACAGUCGAGACAAUGUAAAAGCUUAGAACGUGCUUAUACUUUUUUAAUAACUCUCUCACGCUCUUUAGACAUAAGAGAGUAAGUUAUUGAUUUUUCUACUAAAAGUGAAAGAUGAUUCUUAAAAAAGUAUCGUUAUUUCUAGGAAGUUUUAUCCAUUUGCAGGUCAGAAAAAAUCGUAUUUUUUUAUGAAUAUUUUUUCAAGAGUCAUUUUAUUUCAUAAUUUAAUAAAAAUAAUGUACAUUUACAGAAUUUAUUGUUCUUUAAAAUUCAGUGAUUCUUUUUGAAAAGUUUGGGAGCACUUUGAUGCCAUAACCGAUCUCUAAGAGGACCUACGAAAAAAAUAAAAAGGUGCCUGGCCGUGAGGCAGAAUUUUUUGCUUAAAAUUAUCUGGAGAAAUAUUUAUUUAUAUUUAUAAAUGUGACUUUAACCCAACUUUAGUGUUGAGCUGUUUAUUCGAAGUGACUGAAAGUAUAACCGAUUCUUAAAGCAGCGUUUCAAAAAACUCUCUUUUAAAGCUUAAUCGGCUAAGUUAAAAAAAAAUCAUAGUCAUAUCUUCGAAACUUUUUGCCGUAUCAAAAACAUUUUUGAUUUUUUUUUUCAAAUAUAUUUCCAUGCGAUAUGUAAAGAUAUGAAUAUUAAUCGAUUUUUUGAAAAUGACAAGUGGAUAUAACCUCUUCAUACUUCCUGACUUUUUUCUGCCUCCAAUUAUUAUGACAAUUUUUUUCCGAAAAUUUAAAAUUGGUUAAUAUAUUCUACAGUAAAUAUAUUAAAUUUAAUUUCUUACAAUUUAUAUAAAAAGAGAAGCUUUCAAUUUUACUUUAGUAUGCAUAUUAGAGAGAAAUUGAAGUCAUGCGACUUGAGAAUAUGAACCAGACCAGUUUAAUAUUCAAUUUUGUGCAAUAUUUAACUUAACAUAGUGCUAAAGAAGGGCAACCAACUGGGCUUAUGCUGCGUUUGCACUCACCCGACAACUUUUAAAACUCAAAUUUUCGACUAACCGAAGCUAGCUACAGCUUGCGAGUCGUUACAAUUUAACCACGAAAGCAAAAAUAGCGACACAUACGAGUACCUGCACACACAUACAUAUGUAAAAAUAAAUAUACAUACAUACACAAUAUUGCAAAUGUGUGUCUGGGUGUGAACAGCGCUUAACAGAGUUAAUGAAGGCCAACAAAUACUAAGACAAUUUAGCUAGUUAUGUUAAUUUCGAAUGCAUUUUAGCGCAUGCUAACGGUGAUUUUCUGCAUCACAACAAUUUUUUAGUCAGCGAGGAAUUUGCAAUAAAUAUACAAUUUCAUAUUUUUAGUAACAAAAUGUAAAAAUAAAUUAAUAAAACUAAUAUAACUGUUAAUAUAAAAUAUGCAUAGCCAUUUAUUAAGCUAACGAAUAAAUAACUGCAUAAGCCGGUAAAUGCAUGUGUGUAGCUUUAGAAAAAAUACAAAAUCAAAUAUGCAAGGUUGUGCAACAACUACAACAACCAUACAAUGCGGCGUUUAUUGAAAUUGUUAAUGAUGGUUUUGGCUUGAAAUUUCAAACUUUUCAAUUUCGAAAAUUCCAUUUAUGCAAAUUAUUUGGUUGCAAGUAGAAAUAUUUUCAAUUGUUCGACAAUACUACUUAAUAGCUUUUUAUGCAACCGCUGCUAUUUUCAAUAAAUCAUCAGAAAUCUAAAUAUAUAUAUAUAUUUGUAUGUGUAUAUGUGUAUUUGUGUAAAUAAAAUAGUUUUGUAAGUUUUACUAUAAAUCACGAACUAACGGCGACGACAUUGUAAACAUUUGUGUGUUUGUGCGCCAAACGAGCAAUAAAUGGGCAAACGCUAAUAACGUGUAACACAAUAUUUACAAAAACGAAAAGAAUAAAACGUUGAAGAAAUGUUUUUAUUUAUGAAAACAAAAUUCGAAACUGUAUAAAAA